Molecule: messenger RNA, 1248 nt
Organism: Xyrauchen texanus (razorback sucker)
Lineage: Eukaryota; Metazoa; Chordata; Actinopteri; Cypriniformes; Catostomidae
Exons: 4
Coding region: 125-457 (110 amino acids)
Molecular function (GO): protein binding
Source: RefSeq, a predicted model, not a curated record
GAUGCAGCUUUAGAUCCUUUACUUCUUCUCCAGGUAUCACCAGGGUUGAAGUGGUGUGUUGACGUGCUCUGCAUAGGACUAACUGAAAGACAACACAAAGAAAGACAUCAAGCAGACAUUCAAAAUGCUGGUGACAAUGCUUACAGCCAUUUACAUGAUGGUGAGAGUGGCUGAACAGUUGGGCAUUCGGUGGGUGCGUCAGCCAGAGCCUCUGCCAUACAUGGUGUCUCAGCCCCUGCCAUGGCAGGUCCACUAUGUUUCCCAGAGCCGAAGAGGAAGUCGUACAGAGGAGUACGAGGGCCAGAGAAGGAACAGCCUAGGAGUUUACAGAAAGAACUCUUCAUCCAGUAAUGGAAACUCUGCUUCAGCAAAGUCUUCCGCUCCAGACAAGGCAGCAUCUACUAUUCAGAGCCAGUACAGGAAGUACCAGCAGAAGAAACAGAAAGAUCACAAAUGAAAUGUCAAGUAGACUAUGGUCAACUGUUGACUUUUGAAGUAUCACUUUUGCACUAAUCACGACCCUGUAUUUACCUCUCUGAACCCAAACCUCGGCAACUGUGCACGUGCAAACCUGGUCUGGUUUCAGUGUUUAAGAGCAGUUUCAGUGAGCGAUUGUCACGUAUUCUGAUAUACAGAUUGCUGGCACCUGCACGAACACACACUCUCAUACAAUGAUAAACAUUUUACAGCAUUUACUGAUAACUGACACCACAGAGGCACACAAACACUUAUAGAUUGGAAGAUAUGAAGAUAAUUGAGUGUGUUAUGCACACAACACAGUGCACAAACAUAAUUUGAAAAAUACACAUCUGUCAUUUGAAAGAGAGGUGUGUAUUUUUCAAUUAAAAAUGUAUUGCUAAAGUAAUUGUGAGUGCUUUAUAUAAAUUGCCAUGCCAAUGUAUACUCACAUAAACAAAAACGUUUCAUAAAGUCCAAGUUUUCCUCUAAGGUGUAGUGUCAUUCUUCCCUCUACUGGUGAACUAGUGGAAGGGAUGCAAAGGAAAAAGUCUUACACCAUAUCAUACCAUACCAUAUCACAUUGAAUAUAUACAUAUAUAUGUAAAUUAUAAAUAUUUACAGAGUUAUUCAUUUUGAUUAUACAGUAUAAAACAAAAUAUGUGACUCUGAUUUCAUGGAACUUUAGGCUCAGGCACACAGACAGACAAUUAUUUUGUACUUUUUAGAAUUUGUAAUAUCAUUAAUUGGAUGGAUGGAUUGAUGGAUAGAUAGAGUGCAUCUAUUGGAAAG